AUGGGGGAAUUCCAAAUUCUUAGCUGGAAUGUUCGAGGUAUGAAUAAGAAGGAUAAACAAAGAUCCCUUAGUGCUUUCUGUAGGCUUAAUAAAAUUGGGUUGGGUGCUUUCCUUGAGACCAAAUUAAGGGGAGCUAAGUUGGAGGAGUCGAUGGGUAGUUAUUUGGAUGGUUGGACCUAUUAUAAAGGGACUAAGAGUGAGGGUAGAAUUUUAUUGAUUUGGAAGAGUAAUCUUUUGACUGUGGAAAUUUUGCAAGAAAGUGACCAAUAUGUUCAUACUUUUAUUAAGGAGUUAGUGUCAGUUAGAGAGUAUUGUGUGACAUUUGUUUAUGGUAGGAACACAAUUCUGGAAAGAGUUCAGUUAUGGCAAGACUUAUCAUGCCUUAGUUUUCCAGCUAAACCUUGGUUAUUGGCAGGGGAUUUUAACUCAGUUUUUGAAGUUGACGACAGACUUAGGGCUCGUCCUGUUUCUUCAGUUGAAUUAAUAGAUGCUCAAAGGUGGAAAACUUUAGGUUUGGCGGAUGAUCUUAGGUCUAUGGGCUCUCAUUAUACUUGGACUAAUAAUCAAAAUGAUGGAGCAAGAAUUUACUCCAAGUUAGACCGCAUUUUUAAGAAUGAAGAAUGGGUAGAUAUGUUUCCUGAUUCGGUAGUUGUUGUUAAUUGGGAUAUAUUUUCUAAUCAUUGUUUCUGUAUCAUUAAGAGUUUGACUGAGGUGAACACUGGAGUUAAGCCGUUUAGAUUCUUUAACAUGUGGGCAGAUCAUGAAGGGUUUAAAACUACUGUUAUGCAAAAUUGGAAUAAACCAGUAGAUGCUCAAGGGCUAGACAGAGUAAUGGUGAAGCUUAGGAGAUUAACACUUGUUCUGAGACAUUUUAAUAAGUAUGUGAUUGGUAAUAUUGAUCACAAGUUUCAGGUCGCAAAAGACAGGUAUAAUCAUGCUCAUUUACAGCUUCAGCAGGAUCCACAUUCUGCUGUGUUUCAAGAUGAGGAACAGAAUGCUUUGGGUAACCUGGUUUAG
Humulus lupulus (European hop) is the source of this 1017-nucleotide messenger RNA. RefSeq lists its product as uncharacterized. NCBI's taxonomy places the organism in Eukaryota, Viridiplantae, Streptophyta, Magnoliopsida, Rosales, Cannabaceae. Gene Ontology annotation, molecular function: catalytic activity. The transcript has a single exon. The record is from RefSeq and is a predicted model, not a curated record. Bases 1 to 1017 code for a protein of 338 amino acids.